UUUUCAACUAGGCAGCUGCAGUACUUGUGCACGUAUGUGGAAGGGUUAUCGCUGCAUACAUGUGCAGCUGUCUACGGGUGUCCUUGGACAUUCCCCUUCCAACAAGUCGGUGACACCAUCACCUUGGUUUGAGCCAUUGGAGAUUAUCAAGACGCCGCUCUUCGCUAUCGAAUCACGAUGAUCAAUCAUGGCGCAUACUCACUCGUUAAUUUUCUUGCCUCACUUCAUAAUGCACUUGUCGUACCCAUCACUAGUCCUCCUCUGUACAAAUCAACCAGAAGCAAUCCCACAUCAAUAGAGUAACAUACCGGAGAUUCCUUAUCAUUAAUUCCGUCUGUCCGUAUCUAGUAUUCGUACCUGUAUGCGGGUUUCCGCUCCGCCCGGAUGGUCACCCUUGUACACUUUCCGCCCUCAUGCGGAGAAAGGAAUUUAUUUCAUAAUACCCAACAACUCUACUUCAAGACUCUCGCAUACCUCAAUGAACGCAUUCUAUAAUACGAGACUUGGAUAUCUCAUUGUUCUAUAACUUCUGAAUCGUUUUGCUUCACAACUACAUUGUCAUCGUCAGUGCUGCUGGACAGCUACCGCGGGCAUAAAUCGAUUUUCUACAACGGAUCCCCGCCUCUAUCGAAUCGAUUCUUCUUGCUUUUACGAGUACUGAAACCGUUGCUCUGUACACCAUCGCAGCAGGAGCCAUACCACCGAGGGAAGCGAUCUCAAGUGAACACCCAAAAACCACAACUGUGGAAUCAGAAGCCGUUGGAGCACAGAGUCUGUCUGGGACAGACACCAAGCGUCCAGAACGACGCUGACACCUUCACAACACCCGACUUUCCCAUCCCUCGUUUCCUCCAACAACCAUGUCUGAUCCACCACAAAUCCAAAUCCCGACUCCCACAUCCCUGACCUCGACGUCGACCUCGCUCCCGCCAGAGACCUCACAGGCGCUCAUCGCCCACCUCCGCGCGACGGGCCAAAUCUCCGACCUCUCAGACAUUCUCGCCGACUCACUGGCCCGGACGGGCUGGACGGACCGAGUGCGCGCGCUUUCCCUCGAACUCUUGCGCAACGGGACCUGCGACACGUUUCCCGAAUUGUUGACCGAAGUCCUACGGCGAGCCAAAAUCCCCAAAUCCAACACAUCAGCCGCAUCCUCAAAUUCCAACAUCAACAGCAAAACGAACGGCACGUCGACGUCGACAGCGACGAACGGCGCAACAACAGGAGGAGGGGUCACAGGGAACAACGCGAUAGCCCUGAGUAAAGAAUGGUCGGGAGGUCCAGACGGCUUACCCGAUGUGCGCAUACCCGAGACAACCGUCGAGAUGGGCGUGAAUUUUCUCAAGGGCAAGAUCAAAGAUGUUGUGGAGCCGAUUCAAGAUGAGAGUGACUGAGAGUUUACGGAGUAAUGCAUGCCAACAGUAGAUCAAUCUGGAUCAAAAGUUGUAAUAGGAGGCUGGAUACGAAUUGAAUAUGGCCAUCAGGGUGUGUAUUGGAUAGGCGGAGCAUACCAUUCUAUUCUUUCGAAAGUUGUACUCAAGCGCACCCCCAAGACAAGGGCGGCCGCCUCACGGCGAAGACUUUUUGCAGACCAACGACCAAGGUUACGAGGCAAGGGGUCGCAAUGAAAAAUGUGUAGCCUGCAACGCUUCACGUUCAAAUUCUCAAAAGGCCACCUCCAAAGGGCCACUUUGCAUUGUUCUCGCUAAUGGGACACCCCCUAACCAAAGGAUUUUCGCUGUCGUCCAACCUCAAAUCCGUAACAUACAUACUUGGAUCUUGCGCGCUCUUAGACAUGAUCCAAAGCCCAACACGAAUAGUCUUUACAACUGUAAUCUCUUGUCGUC
Molecule: messenger RNA, 1847 nt
Organism: Exophiala oligosperma
Lineage: Eukaryota; Fungi; Ascomycota; Eurotiomycetes; Chaetothyriales; Herpotrichiellaceae
Exons: 1
Coding region: 861-1394 (177 amino acids)
Biological process (GO): mRNA export from nucleus; positive regulation of DNA-templated transcription
Cellular component (GO): SAGA complex; nuclear pore
Molecular function (GO): transcription coactivator activity
Source: RefSeq, a predicted model, not a curated record